Spea bombifrons (plains spadefoot toad) is the source of this 1704-nucleotide messenger RNA. RefSeq names its product endoplasmic reticulum lectin 1 (gene ERLEC1). Bases 104 to 1573 code for a protein of 489 amino acids. Gene Ontology annotation, cellular component: endoplasmic reticulum lumen. The record is from RefSeq and is a predicted model, not a curated record. Lineage: Eukaryota; Metazoa; Chordata; Amphibia; Anura; Pelobatidae. The transcript is spliced from 14 exons. Gene Ontology annotation, biological process: endoplasmic reticulum unfolded protein response; retrograde protein transport, ER to cytosol.
GGCCGUAGAAGCCACUUCCAAAGCUCCCGGAAGAGACGUGGCGCGCUGUGGCUUAUUUGCGUUGUUGAGAUAUGUGAUUGGAUGUGCACCGAAAGGCUAGCGGAUGGUGUUCACUAGCCGGGAGAGGAUGCGUAGGAGAGGCCGGCUUGCUUGUGAAGCCGCCCCGUUAUUAGUCGUCCUUUGCGGCGUGUUCAGGGCGGCCUUCGGUGGAAAGUCUCUUCCAGCUUUCAAUGAUGACAUUCCCUUUCGGCUUAGCUGGCCGGGGCCGGACUUUUCGCUGCCGACUACGGGAAUACCAUACAAAGAAGAUAACUACAUCAUCAUGACCACUGCAGAUAAAGAAACGUACAAGUGCCUGCUUCCAAUGAUGGCCACUGGUAAUGAGGAAGAGGACCGUGAAUAUAAAGGACCGACACCAGCUGAACUUCUGGAGCCUCUCUUCAAACAAACCAGUUGUUCAUACAGGAUAGAGUCAUACUGGACGUACGAGGUAUGCCAUGGAAAACACCUUCGGCAGUACCAUGAGGACAAAGAGGCAGGGCAGAAAAUAAACAUUCAAGAAUAUUAUCUUGGAAACAUGAUGAAGAAGGGCCCUUUAGAAGCAGGUGAAAAGCAUGAUGAAAGUGAGAAGACUGAAAAGACAAAAGAUAUUCCUACUAAAAACAUUGAAGGACAAAUGACGCCAUACUAUCCAGUGGAGAUGGGAAAUGGAACGCCUUGUAUCUUGAAACAGGACAAACCAAGGACAAGUACUGUCAUGUACAUAUGUCACCCUGAUGCCAAACAUGAGAUCCUGUCGUUGGCUGAAGUAACUACCUGUGAAUAUGAAGUUAUAAUUCUUACACCUCUUCUCUGCAGUCACCCUAAGUAUAGGUUUAGGACAUCACCCGUAAAUGACAUAUUUUGCCAAUCAAUGUCAGGAUCACCUUUAAGACCUCAGAGUCUUGAGCGGCUUGAGCAACAACAAGAAAUGAUUAAGACUCCAUUUAAAACCAACAAGGAGGAAGACAGACAAGCAAUGAGAGACAAGUUUUCCACAAUCCACAAGCCAGUUGCUGUUGGAGCUCAACAACAAGUGACUGUGGGAACUACACACAUAUCUAAACUGACUGAUGAGCAACUUAUCAAAGAGUUUCUGAGUGGAUCCUACUGCUUUCAUGGGGGUGUUGGAUGGUGGAAAUAUGAAUUUUGCUAUGGAAAGUAUGUCCAUCAGUAUCAUGAGGACAAAGACACUGGCAAGACAACAGUUGUGGUUGGCGUAUGGAAAGAAGAAGACCACUUGGCAUGGGCUAAGAAAAAUCCUGCCAGGCUCUACCUCCUACCUAAUGAUGGAACUCAAACAGUGAGAAUGGUGUCACAUUUCUACGGCGGUGGAGAUAUUUGUGAAUUAAACGAAAAACCAAGACAGGUUGUUGUAAAAUUAAAGUGCAAAGAGUCUGAAUCUCCGCAUGCAGUUACUGUAUAUAUGCUCGAGCCGCAAACUUGCCAAUACGUUCUUGGAGUGGAGUCACCAGUAAUUUGUAAAAUUUUGGAUACUGCAGAUGAAAAUGGACUGCUUUCAAUACCCAAUUGAUAGAGAGUGUAAAGUUCUGCCGGGACCUGUAAUUACAAAGGUUGAAUUUGUACAAACAAAUGUUGAUGCCCUUCUGUGUAUAUGUAUGUGUGUAUAUAUUGAGGUAAUACAUACAGUUUUAAAUAACUGAA